GCCAUAUUUAGUUUUGUCCGCGUACUUGCGGGUAGUUUAGCAUUUAGCAUGUUAGCAUAGUUAGCAUACGAAAUGCAAGUUAUGCAGGAGGUCAAUCAAACAACACCAGCAUGUGAGCUAGUGUACUAGUCAUUGCGCACUCACAAAUCAAGUAUUUGCAAUUAUCGAAAUACGAUUGUCGCUCCUGCAGAUAGCCUUAGCUGGAAAAGCGAGUUGUCGGCGUGAAAAUGAGCGGAACAGGCCGUGGUCGCGGCUGGUUGAAUAUCGAAAAGUCGGCGAACUACGAUGUGCGUCCCGGCGACCAAACGCACCCCCAACAAAUAAGCACACCUGUGAACUAUAACGCCCCAAGUGCCCAAAUCGCCCAAGGCUUCGUGAUCAACGCGCAAUAUGAGAAGAUCGUGCAUGCAAUCACGCACUUCAACGACAAUGACGAUGGGAUUCUGCUCAAUCAGAAGUUUCGUUAUGUUAAAGAAGUGUUUGGAGAUGUUUGCAAGAGUAGUACUGAUGCAGAAAAUGCCAUUGAAUAUGUUUACAAUAAAGCAUUACAAGACUCUAACUUCACCAACAAGUUUGUUACUUAUGUGUCACUAGUCACAUUUCGUGAAUUGGUGAUUGCUGAUCUCAAGAUACGGAUUAAAUUUCUCAGCAUACUACAAGAAAGUUACAAUAAUGCUUCAAUGAUGCACUCAACAAAUCCACACAACUUUAGGAAUGCAGUUAGAAUCAUCACAGGUUUCUAUGAGAAAGCUACCAUGGCAACAGUUGAGAGAAACUACAAGAUGCUAGUGCCUGCCAUAUUGCAUUGCCUUCAAAUGUUGCUCGACUCUGAAGUGCAGGAAGAUGUUGAAUUGUUCACAACACAGUUAUACUCAUGUGGUCCCAAAUUUGUGGAAGAUUCUAUUGAUCUAAAAGACCUCGCCAUUAAACUACGAACAAUUCUCGCAUCCAACUCAAGUGCAUUAUCAGAAAGCUCCAAACUGUGGCUGCUUUUCGCUGUGGAUUUAACCAACAACGAGUUUCGAGUACUCUCCACCGAUUUAUUAAACUUCUAUCAGAUGAAGUUGGGUAAUAAAGAUCUAUUCAGUUUUAAGAAACCCUUGACAGUGGAAUGCACAAUCUCAUCCGUGAACAACAAACUGAACGAGUACAGCAGUGACGUAAACGUGCUGGAAAUCGACACAAAUAUCUCCAAACUACAAGUUUCCAACAACAAAUCGCCGAAUGCAGUCGAGAAUAACGACAUGAUGUGGAACGGCAACAAGAGCCAACCACCACCGAUGAAAUACCGCCCCAAGUUAAACUCUGGUGGCGGCAGACCGAUUCUCGGUUCGGGCGCACGCAGCAACUCAAAUCGUAAUCCAAAUCAAGAUACAACCGGCACAUCCAAUUGGCGAAAUCAUAAAGAUGCUUCGUCAAUGGAAGGACGUAAACCGAAGAAGGGCUGGGAACAUGACGACCGCUUCGAAACCGAUUACAAUUAGUUUUUAUCCUACACCUAAGCUUUCUUCUAUUAUUUGGCGAUUCUUACUAUUAAAUUAAGUGGUAUACGUGAUUUUCUACUGUUUAGGUAGGUUAACAACAUUGUGAACGAUUAAUUAAUUAUCGCACAUAUUUUAAAUAUAACUUUAUUUAUUUACAAGCUCGCACAAUGGGACGAGGAAAUUAAGUAUUUGAUGAUUGCUUGAUUGCAUGUGAGAAACUUAAACAAAUUGUAUAUAUUAUUGUUUAUUCCCAUGUUUAUUUGUGGGAAAUGUUCUUAAAUAAUUUGUGGAUGAUAAUGUAGACAUUUUUAUAAUAAGCUAGAUGAGUAAAUAAAUAAAAACAAGUUGUAAACUCAAAA
Messenger RNA from Dalotia coriaria, 1843 nucleotides. RefSeq lists its product as uncharacterized. Gene Ontology annotation, cellular component: cytosol. NCBI's taxonomy places the organism in Eukaryota, Metazoa, Arthropoda, Insecta, Coleoptera, Staphylinidae. Gene Ontology annotation, biological process: regulation of translational initiation. The transcript has 5 exons. Bases 228 to 1484 code for a protein of 418 amino acids. The record is from RefSeq and is a predicted model, not a curated record. Gene Ontology annotation, molecular function: translation activator activity.